UAGCGAAGGACCUUUAAACAGAGCUGAACCCAGACGACGAGCCACACGUCACAGCUGAGCUAUUUUUUUUUUUCCGCUGUCAAUCUCUCAUUACGGAGACGUGAAUGAGCCGUGAGCCAAGAUGCCUCUAAAAGACGAGGGACCUGCCUCCACAUCCAGCGGUGAGGAGCAGGGCAGUGACGCGGAGUCUUCCUCGGAGCGCUACAGCAUGACAUCGGCCAGCGACCUGGACUGUUCCCGGGAAAGCUUCACCAGCGAUUGCUCCAGUAAACAUUGCACUCCUUCCUCUAGCCCGCCCGAAACCCUAACCCUGAAUGAAGUCAUGGAGUCUGCCAGAAAUCUGUCCAAUCUCUGCAUGGCCCACGAGAUCACUGUGAACCCUAACUUCCGCCUGGAGCUUAACACCCUACCGCAGGACAGUUUGUGGAAGCUAGUGAGAGAUACUUUCCACAAAGCUUUCUGGGACAUCUUGGAGUCUGAGCUGAAUGACGACCCGCCUGUGUACGACCAAGCCAUCAAAUUAUUGGAGGAGAUCAGAGAGAUCUUACUGUCAUUCCUUAUUCCCGGGAACAACCGGAUGAGGACCCAGAUUACAGAUGUGCUGGACAUUGACCUGAUUCGUCAGCAGGCUGACAACGACGCUGUAGACAUCCAAGGGCUUGGCUCUUUUAUUAUCACCACCAUGGGCAAGUUUUGUGCACCAGUUAGGGAUGAGGAAAUCAAGAAGCUCCGUGAAAUCACAGAUGACAUUGUUUCACUAUUCAGGGAGAUCUUCCGUGUGCUGGACCUGAUGAAGGCGGACAUGGUCAACCAUACAAUCACUAAUCUGAGGACUGUGUUGCACAAGCACGGUGUGGAAUAUGAGAGGGCAAGUUUUCAGAGGAUCCUGGACAAAACACCAAAUGCUUUGGAGCACACCACGUCCUGGAUGAAGUCAGCGCUGGAGGAGCUGCAGACGGCUGUCGUCACCACAGAACAAACCAAAGGACAGCGAGUGGUACCCGGGCCCUUCCAGGUCAUCAACACCGCCUUCCUCAGCCUCCUCACAUGGGACAGCAGUAAGAGGCCUCUACCUGAGACAUUGAUGACUGAUGAGACACGACUGCAAGAGAUUCAGUGGCAGCUGCAGCGAGUUCAGGCGGUGAAUGAGGUGCUGCUCAUCGUCUACAGCACCAUCGGAGGCCCGAUCCAGGGUCUGUCUUCCCUGUCUGACCGCCUGAAGAGGAUGACGAGCGUGCUGCUGGAAGGGAUGCACAGCCCGGACUUUAAGCUUGAGGAGGCACUAGAGGGCGUCAGUGCUCAGAUCAGCUGUGAGCUCAACAAGUCUUUAACAGAGAGGGGCUAUCCUGCACUCACUCCAGCACUGCAAGAGGCACUUAAAGGCCAGAUCUGUAGCGUCACUCAGAAGGACAACCCCAUCCGCUCUCUUGUUGAGGAUCGUGUGCAGCUGUACUUCAGGGCGCUCAUUUUCGCCCCUAAACCCGAGCUCAAACUGGAAGAGGUACCAGCCGGUCUGACCUACAUCAAACCUGAACUGGCGUUGAUCGGGGCAAAGUUCAUCUCCCUGUUCGACUACAACAAACUGGUCUAUGGUCCUUUCUACGCAGAUGUCAUCAGGAAGCUGUUGUUCAGCGGCAGCCCACCGGCAGCUAACCCUCCUCAGGACGCCCCUCAAGACUCUGUCAUCUCCAAAUAAAAUCAAAAAACCUAAACUGUCGCCUAAGGAGUUCCUUUGCUUGUAGUCUUAGCUUUAGCUAGGGAGGUGCUACAACAGCUGGUCAGUGCUACUGCUUUGCGUAAGCCAGUGUGCUCCAACAAUUGGGUUACCUUUAAUGUAUUAUUAAUGUAGUUUCUAUCACUACAUGUAGCAGUGAAGGCACUGCAGCAUCGGCACCCGGAGGUCGACAUUUAAUGUGACCUGCAUUCUUUGUGACAAUGCUGUUAAAUAUGUUCUCCUGUCAACAUUUAAAAAAAAAAAACAACAGAAAAGCAGUGUAGCAGGAACACAUUUCUGGACCUAAGUGACAACUACAUUUUAAAUGAGUCUGCAGGUAAACUCCUGUUUUUAAAGGGCAAACCUUUAGUGUGUUUAAAACACACAGAAAGAUUUAUAAAGCAGAGACAAAGAAGGAUAUAUAUUUAGACGAGAAGCAGAGAAGAAUAACAGAGACUCUACAUUAAUUUUAUCUACAGUAGCUAUAUGGCAUAACUACAGUUAACUUUGGACACAUUUAUGCAAACCAUACGAUAGCCUUUUCCACAUUGAAUAAGUCCUUUUGAUUGUUCUCCCUUUCACCUUUUUUUUUUUUUAACCUGCCAGAGAACUAAGUUUGUUUUCUUUUCGAUCUACUGAUGUUACUAUAAUACAAAAUAAAGUGUUUUUUUUUUUACUUUGCCGAAGAAAUAACUGUUGUCUGCAUGAGUAGCCCUGUGUUGGUGAUUUUUGUUCAUACUUGCUUUGUUUGAGUAUAUGUUAUAUGAUGUAUGUUCUAUACUUUACUUACUCGCUGCCAGUGGAUUACGCGUUACACCGGUUAAGUUGUUGUGUUUGUUACACUUGGAGGUACUGUAGUUGUUACAGUAUUGCUGUGUUGGCUGUUCGAACCUGUUGGGAAAUGAAAGGGGCAGAAAAUAAGUUGUUGUUUGAUACAUUUCCAGAGGACUGAUUCAUGUUGAGUGAAAAGCAUUAAUGGACUUAUACAGAAGUUUACAUGAAAAUGUGGGAUGAUAUUGUUAUUUUUGUUCUGUACUACAAUUAAUAUAAAAAAAAAGAUUAAAAAGAAAAUUUGAUGUUA
This is a messenger RNA of Labrus bergylta (ballan wrasse), 2795 nucleotides long. RefSeq names its product t-complex 11, testis-specific-like 2 (gene tcp11l2). Gene Ontology annotation, biological process: signal transduction. The record is from RefSeq and is a predicted model, not a curated record. Lineage: Eukaryota; Metazoa; Chordata; Actinopteri; Labriformes; Labridae.